UUUGCCGCCGAGGCAGUAGAGGAAGCAGUAGCGGAACUAGUGCUACCUGAUACUUUUGUUGAAGGUUGGUUUUUGAUGUCAUCAGAUCCAGCAGGUUGGAAUUUAAAGUUGAGGACUCCCGAACAGAGUAAGGCAAACCCCAAUGAUACUGAUGGAAAAAACCUACCUUACAAGAGAGGAGACCUGGUUGGGGUAGCGCCCGGGUACACUUCAAAAGCUGGAAGAGGGGGUGUGCUAGCACCGGUACCUCAGAGGAACAUCCUAUCACGAAAGGGGUAG
Messenger RNA from Cetraspora pellucida, 279 nucleotides. The record is from the annotation of a GenBank genome assembly. NCBI's taxonomy places the organism in Eukaryota, Fungi, Glomeromycota, Glomeromycetes, Diversisporales, Gigasporaceae.